AUGCCGCCGAAGCGCACGCGCGAGGGAGAGGAUAAGGUUCCCGCGGAGAGCGCGGAUGCGGUCGUGGACACCGCCGCCGCCGACGCCACCGCGUUGGUGCAUCUGAGGGGCACCGAUGCGGGCGCUUCACCGCCGCCGGUGGAGUGCCGCCUCGUGGAGUCCCGCGGCCGCGCGCUCGUGGCGUCGAGGAAGAUCGAGAAGGGCGCGGUGUUCAUGUCCGAGCGGCCCAUCGCCGCGGUGCAGGCGGUGGCCAACCGAGCCGCAUUCGCAGCGUGCGCGCACUGCCUCGCGCCGGUGGGCCUCGGCGCGACCCAUCAUCUCGCGCUCGCGUGCGGCGCAACCACCCGCCGCGACCUCGUGGCCGCGGUGAGCAGCCCGCAGGGCUGGGGAAGGAUCAAGUACGACAAGCCGACGCUCCCGCGCCUCUCCGGGGACGAGGACGGCGCCUUGGUGCCGUGCAGACGCGCGAGGGGCGGGUGCGCCGAGGUUUUCUGCACCGCGCGGUGCCGAGCCGACGCCGACGGUUGGCACUCGCUCGUCUGCGUGGGACACUGCGAGGAAGGGAGUCCGAUGUACGAGUUCAGGAGGCACGCCAUGCGCACGCACGAAUCCUUCCUGCUGGCCGCGAACGCGGCGGCGAGGGCGCUGGCUGACGCGGGCGCGUCCGACGGCGUCGGCGAGGGCGAAGCCGGCCGGUCCGCCGACGAAAAAACCGCCGCUUUCGACCCGAGGAGGGACGCGUCGCUCGCGGCGGCGGCGAACGUACGCGCGCUGACCGCGCUGUGCGCGCCGAGGGAACCGUGGUGGGAGACGGCCGCGCGCGUCGCGGGCUUGGAAGACCCGGACGCGGGCUCGCGAGAUCCCAAGCGCUCGGCUAAGUACGCGCGCAGGCUCGAGCGAAGGGCGGAGACGCUGAGGGAACAGAUCGAGGACGCCUGGCAGCUUCUCGAGAUGUCGUGGGUUCGAAUGAGGAACCUGGGCGUGGACGCCGGGACGGGCGAGCCCACCCCCGUGGCGCCGCUGCUCACGUUCGACGCGUUCCACCGCCUCGUCGCUGCUGUGGAUAACACGGUGCUGCCCGUCGGCGACGAGCACCCGGGCGCUACGUACGCGAGGAGGGCGUUGAAAGCGGAGGCUUGGGACGCGGAGAUGGCGUGUCGCGCGUUGGACGGGUGGCUCGACGCGAUCGGCGAGGGGGGCGUGGCGAUGGGGCACGCGGGUGACGGAUCGGAAGAUGAGUCCGAGGAGGACGAGGGGAGCUCCGAGGAUGACUCGUCGGACUCUGACGAGUCCGGUCCUGGAACUCCGGGGCGAUCCGACGAGGACGACGAGGACGACGACGAGGACAGCGAGAGCGAAGGGGAGGACGGCGGCGCUCCGGAACCGAACGUGACUCGCCGAGGCGAUUGGACCGAACGGGGACCCGUCGCCGCUCGUCCGGCUCCGGUGUCCAACGCCAAGGGAGCGGGGAUGCUCGACGUCGUGGAGCGGGCGGCGGCGAAACUUCCCCGCCUCGCGGCGCUGGCACUCGCCCCCGGCGUGGCCCUCGUCAACCACAGCUGCCUGCCGAACUGUCAGGUGGAAAUCACGCGAGGCACCGUCGACGACGCGGAGGAAGGCGACGACGAAAAGACGGGUGAGAAGACGAAGAAGCCGGAGAGAGGUGCCGACUGCGGCAGCCUUCGCGUGUCGCUCCUCGCGCUGCGCGAUAUUUCUCCGGGUGAGGAACUCACCGUGGGAUACGUGCCGGUGACGCAGGACAUCGCGUCCAGGCGCGCGGAUCUCGCGGCCAGACACGGAUUCGUGUGCUCGUGCGCCAGGUGCGAGCUCGAGUCCGGAGCUGACGGCGCGAACCCGUCCGUCGCCGAUAUGAAAAGACUCGCCGACCAGGCGCAGGAGGAGGCCAGGUACGAAGACGCGGAAGCCGCCGCGAGGUUCGUGCUAAAAUCGGAUCCCACCGACGGAGACGCGCACCAUAAGAUCGGCACCGCGAUGUUGGGGCAGGGGCGGUGGGCGGAUGCGCACGCGGCGUGGCGCGAGGGCGUCGCGGUCGCGCCGGACCACCCGGCGCUCUCGUCGCAAGCGGCAAAGGACGAGGCGUACGCUCCCGGCGUGCCAGCCGCGGACCAAACCCGCCGUUCCGUCGCGUUCGAAUCGGUUCACGAGGCGGGAAUAUGGGCCACCCCGGAGAGUUCGCCUCUGAUGACGGAGGCUGAGUGCGCGGAGUGGGUUCGUCUCGCGGAGAAGGCGGGCGAGGCGAGAGGCGGCUGGACCACGAGCAGGCAUUACGCGGUGCCCACCACGGACAUACCGGUUCACGCCAUUCCCGACCUUCUGCCGCUGUGGAACGCACUGAUGCGGGACAAACUCGCGUCUCUGCUCUCCGCCGCGUGCCCCGAGGAGAUGCCCAAGCCGUCCAGCGUCAGGGUCCACGACGCGUUUGUCGUGCGGUACGAAGCCGGAGCGCAGCACCACCUCCCGAUGCACGCGGACCAAUCCGCCGUGUCGGUGACCUUGGCGCUCAACGACGAGGGAGAAUACGAGGGCGGCGGGACUACGUUCGCGGUGCCCGUGGGUAAGACGGUGCGACCCGGGCGCGGGCACGUCGUGGCGUUCAAGGGUGGACUUCAGCACGGCGGAUCACCCGUGACUCGCGGGGUGAGGUAUAUAGUCGCCGCGUUUCUGUUUGCAGAGUGAUGA
Molecule: messenger RNA, 2700 nt
Organism: Micromonas commoda
Lineage: Eukaryota; Viridiplantae; Chlorophyta; Mamiellophyceae; Mamiellales; Mamiellaceae
Exons: 1
Coding region: 1-2697 (898 amino acids)
Molecular function (GO): protein binding; iron ion binding; L-ascorbic acid binding
Source: RefSeq, a predicted model, not a curated record